GCCAAGAUCAGAUUAGUUGUAAGUGGACCGUGUUAGAGUGAAGGAGUGAACUAUUUCAGCUCCCGCUUUCAGCUCACAUCUUUUACCUAGACUCUUAAGAGAAUGUGGAGUGAAGUGUGAGGUCUGUGCAUGAGAUUCAGCAAGAUGGUUUAUAUCAAGCUAAAACUUCUUCUCCUCCUUCCCCUACUCAACCCUGGCUUCGGAGCUGAGAGAAGGAAGAGGAAUGAUGAUCUUUACCAGUCCCACAUUUACAGUCACUACCUCCAAAGAGAAGGAAGGUUUCUAUACAAUGAUGAAAACCAGUUUAAUUAUGCAGGGGGGUAUAAUAACAAGAGAGAUUUAAACUCACCACCGUAUACUGAACCCUACCAUGAAAAACCCUACUACGAGGAGCCCUACCACGAGGAACCUUACCACGAGGAACCCUACCACGAGGUCCCAACAAAUUUUGUAACUCCACUUCCAUCCCAUCCUUCUCAUCACCCAACACCAUCCUCCUUUCACCAUCCCGCUCCCCAUAGUCCUACCCCUGCUUCUUAUAAUCCUACUCCCUCACCUUAUAGUCCUACUCCUUCACCUUAUAGUCCUUCCCCUGCUCCCUACAGUCCUACACCUGUUCCUUACAGUCCAACACCUGCUGCCUACAGUCCUACACCUGCUCCCUACAGUCCUACACCUGCUCCCUACAGUCCUACACAUUCUCCCUACAGUCCCACUCCUGCUCCCUAUAGUCCAACACCGGCUCCAUUCAGUCCUACUCCUGCUCCCUACAGUCCCGUACCUGCUCCCUACAACCCCACCCCUGAUCCCUACAGUCCACAUCAAUCUUCUGCCUAUGCUAUAACUCCUGCUCCUCCAGCUCCUUAUGGAGUUUCUCCAACCCCUCAUCCGUACUCUCCAGCUCCAGGUCCCUACUCGCCAUACUCUGCUUAUAACCCUCACUCUCCAGUUCCACACCAUUAUUCUCAAGACCAUCCUGAACCUAAACCUCACGAAUACACUUCGUAUCAACCUACUGCUCAUCCAUCUCAUCUUAAACAGCUUAAUCAUCCGUAUCCUCAGUAUUCCUACCAACCAGCAUAUCCAGAUCAAUACUUUCAUCAAAACCCAUACGCAACUCCGUACCAACCUCACCAACUCCAUCAACCCCUCCUCCAUUCUUCCUACCCUCAUCAGGUAGAACACAAUCCACUUCCAGUCCCACAUGAAGUACACCCUCCACCACACCUUAGUGUUCCUGUUCUUCAUCAUCAACCUCAACUUCAUGGUUCUCACGGAUUAGUUCAUCACAAACCAGCCAUUCAACUACAUCCAGAGGAUACCCAACAAUUACAUCUGGAAGCAAUUAAUGAACCCCAGGAUCCCCAUAACCCUCCUUCUCCUCAAGAGCCGGAGCAAUUGACGCAUGUCGCUCACCCAGGGUUUUCUCCUGGUAGGGAUCUUCAAAUCAUUUCUCAUCAGAAUAGUUUCCAGCAUCCACAAGAGCAAGCUCAUGAGGCAGAACCCUCUUUCCCAUUUCCUCAACCCUCCAUCCCUCCAACUCUACCAUCCAUCCCUCCUCCUCAACCUACUUUGGCUCCUUCUCAUUCUACCUUCUCUCCUCAACCUUUCUUUCAAGAACUACCUCUCUUUCCCUCCCCCACUCCCCAGCCCCAUUUACAACCUGCACUUCACCUUGAAGAGGAGAAGGAGAUAGAGCGUCCUCGUCCCACACCUGUUCCGAUCUUUGCACCAACACGACCUCGACAGAGUAAAACCUUCGGUUCCUCGGCUAAAAACCAAAUCCGUGGUUCUGCCCCGGUUAAAAUGGAAAAAUCCGCCGCUCUUCAGAAACUUUAUGACAUAGCUGGCGAUGACUGGGAUUCUGACGAGACGAUCCAGAAGAGUUUGUCCAAGCAGCUGACCAAGUUUAUCUGCCCCGCUAAUGAGGGGAAUUUUCCAGAUCCGAACAGCUGUGAUGUGUACCACCAAUGUGCCCAUGGGGCGUCUACCCGGUACACCUGCCAGGCCGGUCUCAAGUGGAAUGUGGCAACGGAUCAAUGUGACUGGGAGGCAAAUGUGGAUUGUAGUUUAAACCUACGUCCAGGGUCGGGCGGCAGUGCCAUUUAUCGUUAUUAUAAAUAUUAGUAAACUCUUCAAGAAUAUCUGAAGGACAAAUUCAAAAAUGGAGAUUAUUAAAGAUUUUAUAAGAUAAGAUGAAAUUGGACAAAAACUGUAAAUUAAAGGUGUCAAUGAAAGUAUUUCUCGAUGAAACCGCAGAAUUUUUUAACUAAAGGUCCUCCGGCAUGAUUUGAUAAAUUUCUUGCUUAAAGCCUUGGAACAAAUCCUUGAAAACAUUAAUAAAACAUGGCUCAGCUAGAUGAUCAUGUCUUCAAGCCAAUGCAACCCUAUUCUCUCUAUCUUCCAUUAUUAAACAUAUUAUAUAAGGGCAUUAAUAAACCUUGUACAUGAUUUUCUAGACGCACAUUGUACAUUUUGCUCAACACUUAUUGUAUUGCAAUCGUUAUUGUACUGUAAACUUGUAUUUAUUUAAUUAUUUAUUUAUUUAUUUAAAAUACAUACUU
Molecule: messenger RNA, 2564 nt
Organism: Eurytemora carolleeae
Lineage: Eukaryota; Metazoa; Arthropoda; Copepoda; Calanoida; Temoridae
Product: vegetative cell wall protein gp1
Exons: 2
Coding region: 130-2127 (665 amino acids)
Cellular component (GO): extracellular region
Molecular function (GO): chitin binding
Source: RefSeq, a predicted model, not a curated record